AAAAUAAAAAGAUCAAACAAAUUUAAAAAUAAGGUCCUGGGCUCAAAUCCAAAAUCAUCACCACUUCCACAUUUCGUUUCUCCAAACUAAAAUAUUCUCUGCAGCUCCAGUUCCUUCAUCAAUGGAGACUCUGCGCCUCUUCCUCCACCACAUCCUCUCCUUCCACAUCACCCUCGCCGCCACCAUCUCCCACUACCUCUUCUCCCCCUUCUCCAAAAUCCGCCGCUUCCCAAUCUGCACUCCCGUCUUCGAGUGGAUCCUCUCCUUCUACUUCAAAUUCGCAUGCAACCUGAUCCAAUGCACCGUCGAUUUGGACGAUCAGACCACCAUGCAUUUCCUCGCCCCCGCCCACCGCAGAUUCAACAAGCCCAAUCUGUUGAUGAUCCAUGGCUACGGCGGCAACUCCAAGUGGCAAUUCGUCUACCAGGUGGCGUCGCUAGCGGAAUCCUUCAAUGUCUACAUACCGGACCUCCUCUUCUUCGGGAAAUCCUACACAAACCGCACGAACCGCACCGAGGCGUUUCAGGCGGAGUGCGUGGCGGCGGGGUUGAGGAGAUUGGGCGUGGAGAGUUGUUCGGUGUAUGCGAUCAGCUACGGCGGAUUUGUAUGCUAUCGGAUGGCUGAGAUGCACCCGGAGCUGGUGGAGAAGGCGGUGAUCGUGAGCAGUGGGGUCGGGUGCACGAAGAGCCAGAAGGGGGAGCAGAUGAAGAACGUGGGGGUUGAUGUACUGGAUCUGCUCCUUCCCCGGACGACAGUCGGAAUGAAGCGGCUGGUGGAGCUCUCCGUCUACAAGUCUAAUCCUCUGCGGUGGGCCCCGGAAUUCAUGCUCGAGGAGUUCAUUGACACAAUGUGCAACACUAACAGGAAGGAGAAACAAGAGCUAGUAGAACAUCUUUUGGCCAAUAGCGAAGAAUGCAAGAUUCGACCACUCAGUCAGGAAAUUUUGCUUGUUUGGGGCGACAAGGAUAAGAUCUUCCCUUUAAGCUUCGCCUAUCAGUUGCAAAGAAACUUGGGCCCGAAAGCUAGUCUGGAAAUUCUCCGGGAUACAGGGCAUGCAGUAAACUUCGACUCUCCCGAUUCCUUGAAUGAUCUGAUCAAAGGAUUUAUCUUGGAGUGAAACCCCAAGCAGGUUAUCCACCCUACUUAUAAAUCUAGCUGCAUUGGUUCAUAACAUCAAGAUCGCAUCACGUGGAAGAUAUUUGCUAGUUAUCUUUUUGACAUGAUUUACCUUCAGUGGAGUAUGGUUAAAAUACGCGAUAAAUUGUUGUUCAGAAAGCGUUUUUGCUCGAUUCUUAGAUGCCGGGAUGCCCUCGGCUCGGUAGGCAUAGUACAUAAGCUCUGUCUGUGUGUGUUUGUGUGUGUGUGUGUGUUUGAGUCUCAAAUGCAGCCAUAGUGGUGUCUGUAAGGCUGUUUUGCUUGUUUUUCCUUUUUUCAAAAAAGUGGCUUGUAGAAUUUGUAUAAUAGUUGUAUUGCAAGAUUUUGUUGCUUCA
Molecule: messenger RNA, 1490 nt
Organism: Salvia miltiorrhiza (redroot sage)
Lineage: Eukaryota; Viridiplantae; Streptophyta; Magnoliopsida; Lamiales; Lamiaceae
Exons: 5
Coding region: 122-1117 (331 amino acids)
Source: RefSeq, a predicted model, not a curated record